Molecule: messenger RNA, 1123 nt
Organism: Patella vulgata (common limpet)
Lineage: Eukaryota; Metazoa; Mollusca; Gastropoda; Patellidae
Product: ribonuclease P protein subunit p40
Exons: 8
Coding region: 12-1106 (364 amino acids)
Biological process (GO): tRNA 3'-end processing; tRNA 5'-leader removal; endonucleolytic cleavage in ITS1 to separate SSU-rRNA from 5.8S rRNA and LSU-rRNA from tricistronic rRNA transcript (SSU-rRNA, 5.8S rRNA, LSU-rRNA)
Cellular component (GO): multimeric ribonuclease P complex; ribonuclease MRP complex
Molecular function (GO): ribonuclease MRP activity; ribonuclease P activity
Source: RefSeq, a predicted model, not a curated record
AUAAAUUCAAGAUGUCAGCCUCCAUAGAUUUUCCUGCUUCUACUGGAAAAUUAAUUUUUGAGCAGUCAAGCUUUGAAAUAGACCUUAGGGCACAUGAAAAAGUUGUUAAAAAACAAGAGUUUAAUUAUUCGGUGUCAUUGAUACUACCUGCUGUAGCAAAACCGGCUGUCAACUGGAUUAAAAAGUUAGUUGAAACAGAAUCCUAUAACAUAAAAAAUGUUCCAGUAUCUUUAUUGGUCGAAGAGGAGUUUCUUGGUGGCUUUGUUAGAAAUGGUAAUCUCAAUCUCAUGUCUGAUAAAACCCAUAUAGAUACAGAUAACUGUCUAGCUAUAUUACCUUCAGGUUUAAUGGUGUUAAAUUUAACAAAAGAUACAUAUGAUUCAUUAGGUUUAGAGGGUAAACCGUCACAGUAUUGUUUAAGGAAGAAAACAAUAAGAUAUGUUGUACAGAUAGAUUUAAAAGCAGCAAGUUUUGUACCAGGAAAGAAACUUUAUGAAAGAGUUAAGGCAUGUUUACACCAACAAACUGAUCUAACCUUUGACCUAUUGGUACACUGGUCUCCACCUAAUGAUCAAAUUUGUCCAAGCUCCAUAAAAAUAUAUUUUGAGAAAAGAAAAUUCUGCAGCACUUUAGUUCCUGUUGAUAAAUGUUAUCGUUUAAUAGAAAACUUCCAACAUCCAGUAAUAACAUCCCAGCAGUUUGAACCUACAGAAAGUAGCGCUGAUUAUCAAGAUGUGUUUGAGUGGCUUGGUUGUGUUGCUUGUGAUGUCAAUCUUGACAGUACGUCAUCAGAGAGUUAUUUAUCAACGCUAUCUUGUCCAACACCACAUCAUAUUUCUACAGUCGGCUGUUAUUAUCAAUUAAAAGGAUUUUUUACAUCGUCUGAUAUUAUACAUUCUUUAAAUCUCAUUAGAACAAGUAUUACAGAUUAUCCAGACUGUCCAUGGAUAUGUUUAACUGUUUAUGGUUUCUGUGAUAGUCCAGUAUCUGGUGGUAGUCUAGAACAUGGUUACUGUCAAGGAGGUGAAAACUUCUAUUCCUAUAUCAUAUUUCCUGAUCAAACCUAUUGGUUGUUUAGGGCUACAGAUAGUUUUGAUAUGACAUAAAUUACUUAAUACAAAAA